GGUGCAGUACUACGAUGCCGCUGGAGUCACUCAAACCUCCAGAACGGAGCCUCUACUUUAGUCAAUCCUCACCAACUCGGGCCAACUCGUCCUUUACCCCGCAAUUUCGCCCUAAAUUCAUGACGUAACGCAUGUUGUACAUAAAAGCCUCGGGGAAGAGCAAAUAGACGAACUUUCUUCAGUAGCCAUUUUGUUGUCGAGAGGAGACUCAAUUCAGGUGUCCCAAGGUGAUACCGAGAGCUGGUGGAUCCCAGUUGGAUUGGCCACACGCUGAAUAUCAAAAUGGAGUCAAAACGUCACGAUCGAGGUCACCACUCGAGGUCGGACACACCAGAGGCCCCAUCACCACCAAUCUAUACAUCUAGCCACCAGGAGACCCACAAGAGAUCCCACACACGGCAUACACCAUCACCAGAGCACAGGACGGGUAAAUCCUCCCGUAACACAUCAUCUGAGAGAAGACGAAGACGUAGAAGUAUAUCGAGGCAACGUUCCCCAUUAAUCUCUUCCCGAAGAUGUUCCCGAUCGAGUGAACGCUCGAGGAGGCACUCGAGACGUGAAAGAACACUCUCAAGAUCACGGGGUAAAAAUCGAUCGCGCGAUCGACGAAGAAGCAGAUCGAGAAGUAUCAGUAGAAGUUUGACAAACAGUAGGAGUCCAAGCAGGAGCAGAAGUCGAGGUCGAAGGGAUAGGGAUCGUCAUCGCGAUGGUAGAAGACAUCAUCGAUCGUCCGACUCUGAUCAUCAUGGUGAGCAAGUUGAACUUGUUCAGCCAGUUGCACCAGCACUACCUAUUGUUCCAUCACAAUCCAAUGCCUUCGCCAAUGAUGGCAGCUUUAUGGAGAUGUUUAAGAAGAUGCAGGAGCAGAUGCAACCAACACCAAAACCAACAACAUCGUCUCUUGAGGAGAAACCAGUGGCACCACCUCCUCUGAUGGUGGGUAAAAGACGUGGGGGUAGAAUCCUCAAGACUGGAAUGGUUGCCAAACCUAAAACCGAGGAGAAGAGCGAACAGCCUAAAGACGCUUGGUCGUUGUACAUGGCGGAGGUGAAAAAGUAUCGGGAAGUCUGUUGCCAGGAGGAGGAUAAUACGAGGCCUCUCGUCAAAUAAUCUCCUGUAUUUUCAAUAAUUAUUUUUAUCUUAUUGUUUCAUUAUUCAUGGACUAUCGAGCAAGCAUCAGAAAAAUCAAGGAGAGUUAUAGUCCUUCAUUUCGAUUUUUAUUCCAUUUCCUCAUGAAAUAAUUGUGAAGAUAACUAGAAGACAUUCGUGCUCAAUGUUUUGUUAGAUUGACGUUUCAUUAUCAUGAGAUAAUUCGUCAGGGCGAUAUACGAUACGUACAGCUGUAAUUAUUCUUUCGUUGUUUAUCGAUAUAAUUGAGAUAUUAGAAAAUAGAUGAUAUUCCUGGAUCGAUUAUUUAAGAA
This is a messenger RNA of Fopius arisanus, 1421 nucleotides long. Its product is annotated as arginine/serine-rich coiled-coil protein 2. The transcript is spliced from 2 exons. Gene Ontology annotation, molecular function: 5'-3' exonuclease activity; 3'-5' exonuclease activity. Bases 283 to 1110 code for a protein of 275 amino acids. The record is from RefSeq and is a predicted model, not a curated record. NCBI's taxonomy places the organism in Eukaryota, Metazoa, Arthropoda, Insecta, Hymenoptera, Braconidae.